AUGAUUAUACAACAAUUCUCUCCAGAGUUACUUACAGAAAUAUUUGGAAAUCUUUAUAUCAAUGAUUUAUUAGUAUGUGCAUUAGUAAAUAGAAAGUGGAGUGCAAAUGCGAUGCGUAUAUUAUGGAAAUGUCCUAUUCAAUUAGCAACUUUUCCUUUAAAAAAUACUAAAUCACCACAAGAAAAAUUAUGUUCAAUAAUUUCUACUAUAGUGAAAUGUUUAUCAAUUGAAGUUAAAAAUAAAUUAAGAAAUGUUUAUGGAAUAAUUAUUGAUGAAACUAAGAAUGAAAGUGUACCAAUGUUUGAUUAUUGUUUAUUCAUGGAAAAGUUGAACUUUGUAAUAAUGUUUAAAGCUACAUUGUUCUGGUUAAAUUCUCUGGGUUGUGUUACAGGAUUAAUUUAUCAUCAUAUUAUAUUUCAAGAAAUUUGUAACUUGGUUAUCAUAAAAAGUAAUAUUCUUAAUAAUCAACAACGAGAUACAAAUAAGAUGACCGAGGCAAAAAUCGUUUUAAGUGCAUAUAAUCCAAAACAAAUGUUAGAAGGUGAAAUUUGUAAUAGAAAUUAUAAAGAAUCAGAUUUUCCUUUGCCAAGUCAUUUACCUUUAAUGACACAAACUUUAUCAAGAUUGGAAAGGGUUACAUUAAAUACUUGUAUACAACCAAGAUUUAUUUAUGACCUUAAUAAUAUUUGUAGAAAUGUUUUGGAUAUAAGUAUACAUUGUGGAUGUAAUGACGAUCAACAUUUGGCCGAUUUCAUAAAUAAUCAAGAAAAAUUACAAAAAAUAGUAUUGUUUUCUUUUAAAUCGGAUAUACGAUUAGAAAAAAUAUCUAAAGCUAUUAAAAAUAAAUUGGAACAAUUAUUAUCAUUAAAUAUUUCAGCAGGACAAGUACCAUUGGAAAUUUUUAAUAACAAACAAUGUAAUCAAUUGAUUGAAUUACAUUUAGUUGAUUGUGAUCAAUCUUUAACAAAACUUUCUGAUUGGAAUCAAUUCCUUUGUUGUAAUGAUACUAGUUUUAAAAAUUUGAAAAAAUUGGAAUUACAAUGUAAUAUAAAGAAUUUGGAAAAGAUUGGAACAUUUCUUCAAAAGGUUUCAUCAUCAUUACGUAAACUUAUUUUAAUACGUAAUAAUCCUGAAGAUCAAAUUUUAAUUGAUAAAUUUUAUAAGAAUGUUGCAAAAUAUUCUUCAAAUUUAAUUCAAUUGGAUUUAACUAUACCGGAAUUUAUUGAAUCUUUGAUAAUCAUUUUACCAUCAUGUAAAAAACUUGAAUAUUUAAAUUUAAGGGAUCCUUGUAAUCAACCAAAUGAUUUAAAUGAAAGAUUUCCUUUAAUUGGAAAAUAUUUUCCUUUAUCAUUAAAAAAAUUUGGAGUUGAAUUUGAUUUAAAUGUUUCAAAGGAAAAGAUUGAAGAAUUUUUAAAUAAUUGUUUUAAUAUUGGAAUAAGAAAAUUAUCACUUGGUUUUUAUUUUAUGGAUUUUACUUUGGAUCAUGAAAUCAUUAUGAGAAGACACGUACAAUUAGGAACUCUUAGUAGUGAAUUUUAUGAAUACUGGAUAAAAGAACAAAAAGAGGGAAAUAUGAUUUAUGACGAAAAUUUAACCGUUCAAGACAAGGAAAAAGAUUAUUGGUUUGAUUUCAUAAGGGAGUGCAUGUAA
Rhizophagus irregularis DAOM 181602=DAOM 197198 is the source of this 1650-nucleotide messenger RNA. The record is from RefSeq and is a predicted model, not a curated record. Lineage: Eukaryota; Fungi; Glomeromycota; Glomeromycetes; Glomerales; Glomeraceae.